Phialemonium atrogriseum is the source of this 2690-nucleotide messenger RNA. RefSeq names its product P-loop containing nucleoside triphosphate hydrolase protein. Gene Ontology annotation, biological process: RNA catabolic process; mitochondrial RNA 3'-end processing. Lineage: Eukaryota; Fungi; Ascomycota; Sordariomycetes; Cephalothecales; Cephalothecaceae. Gene Ontology annotation, cellular component: mitochondrial degradosome. Gene Ontology annotation, molecular function: RNA helicase activity; hydrolase activity, acting on acid anhydrides; ATP binding. Bases 104 to 2458 code for a protein of 784 amino acids. The transcript is spliced from 2 exons. The record is from RefSeq and is a predicted model, not a curated record.
CUAAAUUUUGUGACAGAAACAUGGAAUUUCGGGUACCUUCCAUAUCAACGCUCGCCCCCCAAGAAGGAAUGGGCAUGAUUGCGGCCACAUCGUCGACGCGGUCAUGAAAUUGUUGUCCAAGACUGCUUGGUCACUCUCAAAGGCCGCAGUUAGGUUUCCUCUUCAAACGAGGGCGGCAAGCUCCUCAGAUCAGGGGCGAGUUUACCGUACUAUCCGUGGAAAGGAUGCUCGGCCGGAUAUCAUACGAUCCGGACUCGAAAAUGAGGGCCAACGUGGCUCGACGAACCGGCGGAGUUACGAUCUCUUCGGCUCCCUCGUGACCACCCGAUUCAGAUAUGUCCUCGAACGCAUGGGAGCAUGGACGCCAGAGAAUGGCCUAUACCGAUCCUUUGGCAUCCGCAGCCAGGCUGAUUUGAAUCGCGAAGCCAAACUAUUCGACCGAGCCAUAUGCAAUGCGAUUCACGGAGCUAGUCGCAGGCGUUUGACCGGUCGAAAUGACAACCCUCUCUACUGGAAUCUGCGCAAUGCAUUUGUCCGUGGAGAUGCAGGAGGGUUGGAUAGGGAGCUCAAAUAUUCAUUUCAGAGCUUCUUAUUGCGCUUAAAGUUCUCGAGGGCGGUCAACGAAAGCCACAAGAAGCUUGCAGACCUCCGCUUUCCGUAUGAGUGGUUCCCCGAGACGCGUACCAUGCAAAGGACAAUACAUCUCCACGUCGGCCCGACGAACUCGGGGAAGACAUACAACGCCUUGAAGGCCCUAGAGAGUGCAAAGACGGGAAUCUACGCCGGCCCACUACGGUUAUUGGCUCAUGAGAUCUACAGCCGCUUCAAGGCGAAGGGAAUACCCUGCGCCCUCGUCACUGGCGAGGAGCAACGCAUUCCCGAUGGGACAGACCUCUACUUUUCCAGCUGCACCGUGGAGAUGUCGCCGUUGGGCGUUAGGGUUGAUGUCGCCGUCAUUGACGAGAUCCAGAUGAUCGCCGACGAGGAUAGGGGGUGGGCCUGGACGCAAGCAGUUCUGGGCGUACAAGCCCGAGAGCUACAUCUUUGCGGCGAAGAACGGGCCGUUGAUCUCAUCCAGGGCUUGUGUGCCAGGAUCGGUGACAAAUGCGUAGUGCAUCGCUACGAGAGACUUAACCCGCUGCUCACCAUGAACGAGAGUCUAAAGGGAGAUUUUAAAAGUCUGCAAAAAGGCGACUGCAUCGUCUCUUUUACCAGGGUAGGCCUUCACACUCUCAAGGCCGGCAUCGAAGAAGCGACUGGGCGCCGAUGUGCCAUCGUCUAUGGCUCGCUGCCUCCGGAAACCAGAGCACAGCAGGCUGCACUCUUCAAUGAGCCAAACAAUGACUAUGAUUUCCUCGUUGCCAGCGAUGCCAUUGGUAUGGGCUUGAACCUGGAAAUCAAGCGGGUUAUCUUCGAAUCCGUCUCCAAGUACGACGGGUCUGCGCACCGCAGCCUCUCAAUCCCCGAAGUCAAGCAAAUAGGCGGCAGGGCGGGAAGAUAUCGUACUGCUAGUAGGGAUAUCAUGGAGAGCGGCGGCGACACCACACCCGCGCAGCUUGAGGUAGGUUCGGUCUCGAGUGCCGGCCUAUCUAAAACGCCACUAGCCAGCAACGAGCGAUCAGUCGGUCUGGUUACCACUCUGGACGAGGAGGAUCUGGAGUCGAUCAAGACGGCCUUCAAGACCGAUGCUGGGCCACUCAAAACCGCGGGAAUGCUUCCGCCGGCCUUUAUCAUCGAGCAGUUCUUCUCAUAUUUCCCGCCGGACACGCCUCUCAGCUUCGUCCUGGCAAGGUUGAGAGAAAUGGCCAAACUCUCGGAAAGCUUCGAGAUGUGCGACUUUGUAGUUCUGCUGGACGUUGCCGAUGCCAUCCAGGACCUGCCGCUGAACAUUCAUGACCGGUGUAUCUUCUUGACGGCGCCAGUGUAUAUGCGGGACUUCAAGCAGAGGGAUGUUCUGAGAGCUCUGGCACGCUGCGUCGCGGAGAUGAAGGUUGGCCAUCUACUGGACAUCGAAGAGAUAGAUCUGGAGAUCCUCGACAUUGAGAGGGGCACGGCCGAUCUGUCGGAUAUCGACUACCUGAGGCGCUUGGAGGCCCUCCACAAGUCCAUCACGGUGUAUCUGUGGCUGACCUACCGCUACCAGGGGGUGUUUCCCAGCCAGCACCUCGCUUUCCACGUCAAGUCGCUGGUCGAGGGCAAGAUCACGAACUACCUGGAGAACCUUGGCUUCACAGUCGAAGGAAGAAGGGCACAUCGUAAGAUUGCGAGGAAGCUUGUUGAGAAGCAGAAGAAGAUCGAACGACGACUGCUAGGGCAGGAAGAUAACGGGCAUCGGAACGAAGAAGCCCUCGAGGAGGAGCCUUUGAUGGAUGACGAGGAAGAAGCCGAGGCCGCUAUUGGAGGAAACCCCAUCCCCGAUGAUGGCCAGAACAGAGGCAACAAUGAAGCCCGAGUAUAGCCGGGCUGUAAUUACAAGCGCUGUAUACUACUUGUACAUUACUAUAGGUACCCACGGGGUUUUUACAGGUUUUGGAGGGCACAUGGUCUUGGAGUCACAGGUUAGAAAGAAGACCUGGGUUUGGACGCCAUAUUUGUACACACAAUACAGAGGACAGGGCAACGGGAGGCCCUGGGCCCUGGCACAACCCGCAACUCAGAGAUGUUAAUAAAUAGGUAUUUAAGCUGUCCCA